AAAAUGUCAACUUCAAAUACGGGCGCAGCUGUUUCUCGUAUGGUUAGGCCAAUAAUUUCUCAAGAUUUGGUUGAAGCAAAAUUAAAUGUUUUAAAAAUGUAUAAACAAUUUCAACGUGUAGCUAAACAACAUUGGUGGGAUUAUAGACUUCAAGAUAUUCCGUUGCCUGUAUUCCGUGAAGUUUUGAAAAAAGAAUUUAUGAAAAAUGCGCAUAUACAAGAUGUUAGAAUUAUUGAUAGAAAAGUUGAAGGUAAAAUUAUUUUGUAUUUCAUUUAUUUUAAAGUUUUCCGGAAAUUUGUGUUUUCUCAAAAUUCUGAUUUUUAUUUAAAAUAA
Meloidogyne enterolobii is the source of this 333-nucleotide messenger RNA. The record is from the annotation of a GenBank genome assembly. Lineage: Eukaryota; Metazoa; Nematoda; Chromadorea; Rhabditida; Meloidogynidae.